Messenger RNA from Prosopis cineraria, 1618 nucleotides. Its product is annotated as BURP domain-containing protein BNM2C-like. Bases 65 to 1441 code for a protein of 458 amino acids. NCBI's taxonomy places the organism in Eukaryota, Viridiplantae, Streptophyta, Magnoliopsida, Fabales, Fabaceae. The record is from RefSeq and is a predicted model, not a curated record. The transcript is spliced from 2 exons.
AAGCCGAAGUUUGGCUCGAACUUGACACACACCUCUCAUAGAGCUUUUCCUUGACUGCAGGAAGAUGGCGCCGUCUCUAAAUACCAAAACACUUCCACUGUGCUCUCUCUUUUCUCUCCUUCUCCUCUUUUUGCACGUGCAUGCAAGCAGUGCAGGAGAGAUGAAUGUAGAAGAGCUUCCAAAACAUGCUGAAGCCUCAUCAGUUCCCAAAAAAGAUGACUCUUACAAUUAUAAAACUUUCCACGGUGAUGCCAAAAAGGAGACGCAACCUUAUAUAACUGCAUAUAUUAAUCACAAAAAGGUAAAUCAGCCUUAUAUAUCUGCGUAUGGUGAUGGCAAAAGAAUGAGUCAACCAUAUAUAACAAAUUAUAUUAAUCACAAAAAGGUGAAUCAGGAUUACCUUACUAACUAUAUUAUUGAUCUCUCCCAAAAGGAUAAGAGAGAUCAAAGUGACUCUUAUCUAACAGCUUAUGGUGACACCAAAAGGGAGAAUCAGCCUUAUAUAACUGGAUAUAUUAAGGACAAAAAGGUGGAUCAGCCUUAUAUAAUUGCAUAUGGUGAUAGAGAAAGAGUGAAUAAGCCAUAUAUAACAGGAUAUAUUAACCACAAGAGGGUGAAUGAGCCUUAUAUGACUGCGUAUAGGGAUGGCAAAAAAUAUUCAGAAGGAAAGAAUCCUAAAGAGUCUUACUCAGCUACCUAUGGAGAGGAAGAAUCAGAGAACAACCCUGAUGCAGCCACCACAAAAUUGGAUCACACAGAGGCAUUCAAGACAGGCUUUUUCACUUUGGAUGAUCUUUACGCAGGGAAUAAGAUGACCCUUCAAUUCCCUAUUGAAGAGUUUCCUCACUUUCUUACGAGGAAAACAGCUGACUCCGUUCCUUUCUCAACAUCACAACUUCCAAGUGUCCUUCAGCUUUUCUCAGUCCCUCAAGAUUCACCUGAGGCUCAAGCCAUGGGAGGCACACUUGAACAAUGCGAGCUUCAGCCCUUGACAGCAGAAACCAAGGUCUGUGUUUCUUCCUUGGAGUCCAUGGUUGACUUUGUUAGCUCCAUUAUCGGUUCUGAUUCUCAGUUAGACAUUCUCACAACCACCUUGCCUGCAACAUCAAGCGUCCCUUUACAGAACCUCACUGUUCUGGAAAUCUCUGCAGAUAUUUAUGCUCCUAAAUGGGUGGCCUGCCAUCCAUUGCCUUACCCUUAUGCUGUUUUCUACUGUCACUUCAUUAGCUCAGGCACUAGGAUCUUCAAGGUUCGAUUGGCUUCUGAGAAUGGAGAUCAAAUGGAAGCUCUGGGAAUUUGCCACUUGGACACAUCUGAGUGGAGUCCUGAUCAUAUUUUAUUUGAGCAACUGGGAAUCAAGCCAGGAGAAGCUCCAGUAUGUCACUUCUUCCCAGUGAAGCAUCUCAUGUGGGUUCCAAUUCCUACCAAAGCCACUAUGUGAAGUGACUAUGUGGGUGUCUGGUGUCUUUGCUAUGUGAGUCGGGUAAUAAAUGGACAAGGCUGUGGUCUCAGCGUUGUACAAUUUAGUUUAGAUCUCAGUUUCCUUUGCUGUCCUGUUUCUACGUUAUGAUGUUGAAGCUUCUCUUGAAUGAAGUCGUUUUCACCUCUUGUUGCGAAA